Molecule: messenger RNA, 3500 nt
Organism: Haemorhous mexicanus (house finch)
Lineage: Eukaryota; Metazoa; Chordata; Aves; Passeriformes; Fringillidae
Gene: IFNAR1
Product: interferon alpha and beta receptor subunit 1
Exons: 12
Coding region: 115-1938 (607 amino acids)
Molecular function (GO): protein binding
Source: RefSeq, a predicted model, not a curated record
ACAGCCCUGACCGCCCCUCACAGCCCUGACCGCCCUCACUAUCUCGACCGCCCUCACAGCUGGCGGCUGCUCCGCGCAGGCGCCGCUGCGGUGCUUCCGGCAGCGCUGCCCUGGAUGGCGGAGCCGGGGGCUGGAGGGGCGGCGGAGCCCGGGGAGGCAUGGACGGAGGAGCCGGAGGAGCCCGAGGAGCCCGGGGAGGCAUGGACGGAGGAGCCAUGGGGUAGAUGGACGGCGGAGCGGCGGCGGCAGUGGGUGCCGGGCGGGCGCUGGCUGGCGGCCGUGCUGCCCCUGCUGCUGGUGCCGCUGCCCUGCGCAGGCCAGAGCAGCCUGCCGAGCCCAGAGGACGUGCAGGUGCACGUGGUGAACACCAAUUUCACCCUGAGCUGGGAUUGGAGGGGCAGUGACCCCAGGGUGACAUUCUCAGCCCAGUUCCAGUGGCCGGAGCUGGAGGACACGGGCUGGCAGGAGCUGCCAGGGUGCCAGGCUGUGGCUGGCACAGGCUGUGACUUCUCCUCGGCCAUCUCGGAGUACUACGAUGCCCACUACGUGCGCGUCAGGGCCCAGGCGGGGCCGCUGGUGUCCCCGUGGUCCCGGGUCCUGGAGAUGGUUCCAGAACAAGUCGCUCAGAUUGGUCCACCAGGACUGGAAUUGCAGUCCACAAAUGGAGUCAUAAAAGUUAUGGUUUCCCCUCCAGAAGCAAAUCAGAGGAAAAAAAUGUGGAUCAAUGAUCUGAGUUUUAAAUAUAACCUGGUCUUCUGGGAAAACUCCUCACACACUCAGCUCCAGAGCAAAACCAUUUUCCCUGUGGACACCAUUGAUGACCUUGCCCCAGAGAGCACCUAUUGCUUCAAAGUCCAAGCAAACCUCCCCGGGGAGGGAAAGCAAGGCUUGUUCAGCCCCACCAGCUGUGUGAAAACCACCCAGAAAGCAGUGAAGGACCUCCUGUGUGCCACCAACCUGAGUGUCCUGGCUCUGAACAUGAAAUUCCACCUGCUCUGGAGCAGCCAGGAGAGUCAGGAUGUGACCUACAACGUGCAGUACCUGCUGGGCUACUUGAAGAGGCUCAAUGAUGAUUACUCAGACAAGUGGCUCAGUGUGCCCAGGUGUGAGAACAUCACCAGCACCUGGUGCAACUUCUCCUCCAUCAUCACCACUGGGUUUUAUUACCUGCGAGUGCAGGCCAGGGAGGGACACAACAAAUCCUGCUUCUCCAGGGAAGUCAAAGUGGAUCCUCUGAAAACAAAUGAAAUUGGCCCUCCUGGUGUAAGGCUGGACCUCAGUGACACUUUGCUCCACAUCCUCAUUUCUCCUCCAGGAGGAGCUGAGAAUGAAUUCAUGAGGGACCAUUAUGACUUGUCCUACAGGAUCCUGUACUGGAAGAAUUCCUCAGAUAUGAAGGAGGAGGUGAAGCAGAAGGAGGUGAAGCAGACCAUAGCCACAGUCCCUGAUGUGUCCCCCUCCAGCCUGUACUGUGUCAGGGUGCAGGCCUUCUCUGAGCCCUACAACAAGAGCAGUGCCUACAGCCAGCAGGAAUGCAUCCACACCCCUGCAGGUACACCUUUACCUCUGAUGAUUUUUGGGAUUUUCAUGGCUGCCCUGCUGGUUGUCCUGCUGGUGGUCACUCCUCUUAUUUUUGUGCUCUGCCAAGUCUACCACAAAAUCAAAUACGUGUUCUUCCCCUCCUGCCAGCCCCCCCUGAACAUCGAGGGAUUUGGAGCACAGCCCUUCAGCAGCCCCUACCUGGCAGCUGCAGCAGAGGAAUCAGUGGAGAACUGCUGUGUGAUUGAGUCCAUGGUCACAGAGGAGGGCACUCACAUUGUCUUCACAGACUACAAACAUUCCAGCCAGAGCAGCCGGGACUCGGGGAACUACUCCAACGAGGACAGCACCUCUGGGAGCAAAGGGUCCAAGGAAACACUGGGAAAGGAAACAGUGUAACUCUGGGAGAGCAGAACUCCUGUGUGGGAUUGUCAGCUUCACAAACACUUCAGACCUCUUUGUGAUGGAAGUCCCAGCCUGGGGGGGACACUGGGACCUUUGGGAUCCCCAGGGGACACUGGGACCUUGGGGAUCCACAGGGGACACUGGGACCUUUGGGAUCCUCAGAGGGACACUGUGGCCUUUGGGAUCCCCAGGGGACACUGUGGCCUUUGGGAUCCCCAGGGGACACUGGGACCUUGGGGAUCCUCAGGGGACACUGGGACCUUUGGGAUCCUUAGAGGACACUGUGACCUUGGGGAUCCUCAGGGGACACUGGGACCUUUGGGAUCCUCAGAGGGACACUGGGACCUUUGGGAUCCUCAGGGGACACUGUGUGACCUUUGGGAUCCUCAGAGGGACACUGGGACCUUUGGGAUCCUUAGAGGGACACUGUGACCUUUGGGAUCCUCAGGGGACACUGUGACCUUUGGGAUCCUCAGGGGACACUGGGACCUUUGGGAUCCUCAGGGGGACACUGUGACCUUUGGGAUCCUCAGGGGACACUGUGUGACCUUUGGGAUCCUCAGGGGGACACUGGGACCUUUGGGAUCCUCAGGGGACACUGUGGCCUUUGGGAUUGCUGGGUUUGGGUGCCCAGAGCUGCCCUUGCUGGGGGAGCUCCCCAGCCCUGGCUGGGAAUGACCCCAGUGUCCCCACCCCAGCCAGGGCUGUCCCUCUGCACCAGGAGCAGCUUUGGGCCCUUCUCUACUUGAAGCUGUGAGCUGAGCAGAACCUGCCAGCUCCAGCAGAGUUCUGUUCUGUGUGGGGUCACUCCCACGGUGUUUACACGGCCUGAGGGAAUCCAUGCUGGGCACAGCCCUGUGGGAUCUGCACUUCCAGCCCUGCUUGGCUCAGCAGGUCCAGAGCUGAGGGUGCCAAAGGAGCCAGAGGAGCAGCCGUGGGGAGCCUGGGGUUCCUCACAGGGUUCCUCACAGGGUUCCUCACAGGGUUCCUCAUGGAUGUGUCUGGGAAUGUUCCCAGUGCUCUUUCCAUGUCUCACUCCCUGUCCCUGGAAUGUCCCAGGCCAGGCUGGAGCCUGGGGCUGGAGCAGCCUGGCACAGAGGCAGGUGUCCCUGCCAUGGCAGGGUGGGUUGGGAUGAGCUCUCAGGUCUCUCCAAACCCCUUCUGGAGUUAGAGGACCCUGGUGGGAUUUGGGAGAUGCCUUUAGCAGAGGGCUGAGCUUGGCACUCAGAGCUUUUGCUGUUUUGCCAACAGACUUUUCUUUGGACAAUCAGGAUGUGCUGCAGUAACAUUUCAGUUUUCAUGUUCCAUGUUUUCCAUGCUGACUCCACUGUCUUCCAGAGCCAUUUUUUUUAAGUACCUUAUUUUUUUAUGAAGAAACUGCUUCGGAGUCAGCUGGGUCUGAGCAUCCCAUGGACUGCUGUUGUUUGUUCUGUCUAGGAACUCUUGGUGUUUAUAUAUCCUUCAUUUUUUAAUUUUGAAGAUACUACCUAAUUUUAUAAAUUUCCUAUCCCUGUGUUCAUUGAAGAACAUAAUAAAUUUUGCACUUUUGCUUCUUA